Salvelinus namaycush (lake trout) is the source of this 1250-nucleotide messenger RNA. RefSeq names its product short coiled-coil protein B-like. Gene Ontology annotation, cellular component: trans-Golgi network. Bases 164 to 406 code for a protein of 80 amino acids. The record is from RefSeq and is a predicted model, not a curated record. The transcript is spliced from 4 exons. NCBI's taxonomy places the organism in Eukaryota, Metazoa, Chordata, Actinopteri, Salmoniformes, Salmonidae.
GGCACGUCAUCACACGAAUGAGGCGCUAGACACAUUGAACAGGAUUGUUGUAUUUUUCUUGUAAUUUUCCAUUUCAGCACAACAUUCAAUCAUUUUCUUGGUCUUUGAGGUGUCCUUGUAAGUCGCAGCCCUGCAUUCCAAAAAGGAAGACGAGUACUUCGCCAUGAGCUCCGAUGGGGACGGUGACAUGGAGAAUCAGGCUGAGCUGGAAGAAAAGACGAGGCUUAUAAACCAGGUGUUGGAACUUCAGCACACUCUAGAAGACCUGUCGUCGCGUGUGGACGCAGUGAAGGAGGAGAACCUGAAGUUGAAGUCUGAGAACCAGGUUCUGGGUCAGUAUAUCGAGAACCUCAUGUCUGCCUCCAGCGUGUUCCAGACCACUGACACCAAGAGCAAACGAAAGUAAGCGACCAGCCAGGAACCCCCCGCCCCUUAACCAACCCACCUCCCCUGGCCCCCUGGCCCCCUCUACCUUCAACCAAAUCCCUCUUAACCCAUAUACCACUCCAUAACUGCCCCCGAACUACAGCUGGUAGAGUUUAUGCCUUUGUCAUCAUGACAACCCUAGACCCUUCCCUUACUUCACCACCUGUAAGAUUUUUUUAGUGAAGCUCAAUUUUCCAUUUUUACGUUGGGUUAUUUUUUCCCUUUUGUAUUUGUUACAGUAUUGCUGUCAUUGUUGCACAGUUGUUGUAUCCGACAUUAUGUUAUUUUGUGGUGUAUACAUUUAUUAUCUGUUACUACACAUAACCUCACCUGGAGGAAGAGACAAGGGAACUGUGUCAUUUCAGAUUGCCUUGUAGUUUGGGUUGCAAAAUUCUGGAUUUCCUGCUUAAUCUUUUUCUGGAAAACCAGGGAAUUUGGGGAAAGUUACUGAAAUGUUGCAACUCUAAGGUUAAAUCACUUAAUUUAGAGUGUCAUGUUUUAAUAUUGUUAGUCAUCAAUAUUAUUAGACUAUGGUUUUAGAUCUAGGCUCAAUUGCAAUGAUGAUUACUUCUCUCCAAUGCCAAAGUUUUCCUCAAACAAUUUGUUAAAGCAGAGCUCAGCCCUUGUAUUGUCAUUUAAUUAAUCAUUUGUGGCUUGCUAAUAUGCAUCACUGGUGGAUAAAGUUAAUUCAUUGCAUUUGUGAUCGAGGAAGUCACCCUAAACCUGCUGUGUAUGCACUGCGUCGCCGGUGUGUACAUUUGAUCGUUAUGUUGCUUUUUUCAAAUACAUUUGUUUUAAUAAAACAGUUUUAUUUACCUUUUUGA